AUGAUCAAGUUCCUCUUUUUAGUUACGUUGUUGUUGGCAACAGUCGUUGCUUUUCCAUCUUACGGUGGCAGCGACGAUAACACUGUCGCGCCUUUGUUGUCUUAUCCUAAUGCUGAGUAUAUCCCCGGCGAAUACAUCGUAGUAUUCAAGGGUGUGGUCACUGACGAAAGAAUAUCUUGUCAUCAUAACGAUGUUAAUUCCUUGCUCUACGAGGAAAGAAGGGUGCUCAAACGAGGAUUCAUGGAUGAAUUAAUUUCUGGUAUUAGACACACUUAUGACUUUGAGGGUUUCCGAGGUUAUUCUGGUAGAUUCUCAGAAAGCGUUUUGGCUAAGAUCAGACAGAGCGAUGAUGUCGCAUUUGUUGAGCCAAAUCAAAGAAUAUAUCCACGCAUAGUUCAACCUGAUUCUCCAUGGGGUCUUGCUCGCAUAUCUCAUCGUGAACGUUUGGUAGGAUCAACAAUAGCUACAUACCAAUAUGAUGCAAGCGCUGGAAAAGGGGUUACUGCCUACGUAGUCGAUACUGGAGUCAACAUCAACCACACUGACUUUGGUGGACGCGCUCGAUGGGGGGCCAACUUUUCACCUGGUCAGCCUGAUCAAGAUCUUGGUGGACAUGGAACUCAUGUUGCGGGUACCAUUGCCGGAACUAAAUACGGUGUCGCCAAAAACGCUCAGAUUGUUGCUGUCAAGGUUUUGGGUCCACAAGGAGGUUCAAACGCAGAUGUUAUCAAGGGAGUAGAGUGGGUCGUAGCUGAUCACAAGAGAGCCGUUGAGGAUGCUAGAAGAGCAGGAAGAGUAUAUCCAGGCUCAGUCAUUAAUAUGAGUUUGGGAGGUGGUAAGAGUACCGCUUUGGAUGGGGCUGUUGAAAAUGCUGUCACGGCUGGAGUAGUCGUUGUCGUAGCCGCGGGUAAUGAGAAUGCUGAUGCGUGCAACGGAUCACCUUCUGGAGCCGACAAGGUAAUAACAGUUGGCGCCUCAACGAUUGAAGAUACGCGUGCUUGGUUCUCCAAUUGGGGUAGAUGUGUCGAACUUUUCGCUCCUGGCAGAGAUAUUACAUCAGCCUGGAUUGGCUCUAACACUGCUACAAACAAAAUCUCCGGCACUUCUAUGGCAUCUCCUCAUGUAGCUGGUCUUGCAGCUUAUUACCUUGGUUUGAGCCCCAAAACUCCGUUAACACCACAACAAGUUCUUACCAAGAUUCUCAAUACGGCUACACGUAAUGCUCUCUGUGAAGUCGCAAAUAGUCCCAAUCUCUUGGCGUACAAUGGUUUUGUUUAA
Paraglomus brasilianum is the source of this 1278-nucleotide messenger RNA. The record is from the annotation of a GenBank genome assembly. NCBI's taxonomy places the organism in Eukaryota, Fungi, Glomeromycota, Glomeromycetes, Paraglomerales, Paraglomeraceae.